GGAAGGGAAGUAAACAAGACAAAAUAAACAACGGGAGCCAGAGAGAGAGAGAGAGAGAGAGAGAGGGCGGAACGUCGAUGAUAAAGAUGGAAAGCGAGAGGGGGAAGGAAGAAUGGUUUUGAAAGAUUUGAACCCACCACCACCUUGUUUAUUGUCUUCGUCCCAAUCCCUCCUCCCAAACUGUAAUUUGCUAAAAUUUCAUUCACCCGCCUCCCUCAAAUCCCCUCUCGAAACCCUGAACCUUACUUUUUCUCCUCCUCGAAUUGCCAUUUUCCAUUCUCCAGGAUGUAUUAGAAAAAUUUUGUGCCGGUCAAGGAGUACUGGAUUUGAUCCCGAUUGAGUUUGUUAUUGUCUACCUCAGCUGCAUAAUUUUGUGAUUAGGCAUUUAUGCCGUGGACACUCAGUAUGCACAGCUGAAUUUAGUUGACUGAAUUCUCAAAUAUCGUGAUGGAGCAGUCCGGUGUCCAUCACCAAUACGAUCCCAGGGAACAUGGACUGGAAGGUUUCCACCCUUCAUCCCAAGCAUUUACCGUGGACUCUACAAUCAGUGGACUUCCACACUUGAUACUGCACCCUGACCAAAAUCUGUCUGAAGUUAAACCCGUACGUAAUUUCUCAAUACAGACUGGGGAGGAAUUCGCCCUGGAAUUCAUGCGUGACCGAGUUAAUCCCAAGAAUUCUUUGUUCCCAAACAGCGGUGCUGAGCCCAACUAUGCAACAGGUUAUAUGGAACUGAAGGGCAUUCUAGGCAUAAGUCAUACAGGAUCAGAAAGUGGAUCCGAUAUAUCUAUGGUCACCAUUGUUGAGAAAGGUAAAGAAUUUGAGAGAGCAAACUCUUCUUUACUUGAAGACAGAAGCAUGUAUGGUUCAGUUCGGUCGAUACCACGGUCUCAUUCGGGCUAUGAUAGCAGAGGAACUCUAAAUGGUUAUCCAUCUUCUGGGGCUUCUGGUUCAUUGACCAAGAUGAGAGUCCUCUGUAGCUUUGGUGGUAAAAUCCUACCCCGGCCUAGUGAUGGAAAGCUAAGGUAUGUCGGAGGUGAGACACGGAUUAUACGCAUAAGUAGGGAUGUUUCUUUCCAAGAGCUGAGGCAUAAAACUUUGGCCGUUUAUAGCGAGGCUCAUGUGAUAAAGUACCAACUUCCUGGUGAAGAUCUUGAUGCAUUAGUUUCCGUUUCAUGCGACGAGGAUCUGCAGAAUAUGAUGGAGGAAUGGAGUGAGGUUGAGGAUAAAGAAGGGUCUCAGAAGCUAAGGAUGUUCUUGUUCUCCAUGAGUGAUUUGGAUGAGUCUCAGUUUGGGAUAGGAAGCACGGAAGGUGAGUCUGAGAUUCAAUUUGUGGUUGCUAUAAAUGGAAUGGACAUUGGAUCAAGAAAAGGUUCAGCUUUGCAAGGCUUGGGGAGCUCUUCUGGGAAUAAUUUAGACGAGCAGGAUAGGUUAAAUGGUGACGUGGAGGCUAAUAGAAGUGUUCCACCUAUCACAUCUUCUACGCCAGUAAUUCAAAGCUCUUCCCUUGAGUAUGAAGCUCCUCCUCAGUUUUAUCCUGUUCACAUGGCGAAUCAUGGAGAAAGCCAUAUGCCUUUGCACUAUCGAAAUGGUUCAUCUAAUUACUCUCAGUUUGGAGAAACUCCUUAUCCAAUGCCAUUCUAUGGAGUCUUGCCUAAUGCACAAGGAGGGGUGAAUGAAGGAUGGCCAUAUGGAAACUUUCAAGUGCCAAACUCACAUGUUCUAGUAAAUGAGGCGAAUAUGAAGCCUGAUGGCUAUAUUCAGCAGGACUCUGACUUGCUGCAAAGAACCUCUUACCCUGCUCCUGCCGAUGAAGCACAGGCUGCAGUGACUAAUAAUUUACAUUCUGUCAGUUCCAGAAAUGAGGGAGCGACACAGGAACCGGAAAACAAGGCUAGGGGUGAAGAUGUUCAAUGUCUUCCAACAUCUAGUGCUGCUGCUGGUGGUCCUUCUGUUUCGGAUCCUGUUGACUUGAGUUAUCUCGAGUCAACCAUUCCUCCACAAAGAGUGUACUUUUCUGAGAGACUACCGAGGGAACAAUCGGGCUUGUUCAGUAGGUUAUCUAAAUCUGAUGACUCCCUUGAUCCACAGAUUCUUGGUUCUCGUUCACGUCCUGGUAUUCCCGAGUAUGAUUCAGUUGCAGAAUCUGUUGAAAAGUUGGGUCAAAGUAAUCAAACUUCUCAUGAUGAACACUCCAAUGCUGAUGGGAAAACCCUGCACGUAGAAGAGCCUGGAAAUGGUAGGCUUCAGGAUUCUGAAGAUCUGUUGCAAAACAAAGAGGCUGUUACAGACGCCAAACAAGUGGAUAUUGUGGUCAAUAUUGAUGACAGAUUCCCUCAGGAUUUCCUUUCCGAGUUGUUUUCCAAUAAUACCCCUGGCAUUGCUCCAAUGCACAAAGAUGGAGCUGGUGGUGUGAGUGUGAACAUGGAGAAUCGUGAGCCUAGACGGUGGUCUUACUUCCAGAAGUUGGCACAAGAAGAAUUUAUUGUGACGGAUGUUUCCCUUAUGGACCAAGACCAUCUCCCUGCUCCAUCAACAAAAAUUGAAGGGGAAAAUAUCGAGUCUCGCCAGUUUGCACCUUUGACAGCAGAUGUUGUUUCAAUUGGGCAAGAUUACUCCCAACUUAAUUUUGGUGAAGAAAGUCGGAGUAAUUUGCCACCUAGGGUCACUGAAGCUUCUGAUAAUGUAUCGGACUAUGAUCAUCCCCAGGCGAAGGAAAUUGACAGUAUGCAGUUUGAGGCCAUGAUUGAGAAUCUAAAACCUGAAUCUGAAUACGAGGAUCUGAAUUUGGAAAACAAGGAUAUCGGUCUUCCUCCUGUGAACCCUUCUCUAGCGGAUAUCGAUUUUAGUUCUUUGCAGAUAAUAAAGAAUGAAGAUCUAGAAGAACUAAAAGAACUUGGUUCGGGUACUUUUGGGACAGUCUACCAUGGAAAAUGGAGAGGGAGUGAUGUUGCCAUUAAGAGACUGAAGAAAACCUGUUUCACGGGUCGCUCAUCAGAGCAACAAAGACUGACUCUAGAGUUCUGGCAUGAAGCCGAAAUUCUUUCGAAGCUGCAUCACCCAAAUGUGGUGGCAUUUUAUGGCGUCGUUCAAGAUGGUCCCGGGGGAACAUUAGCUACUGUGACCGAAUACAUGGUUGAUGGGUCUCUUAGGCAUGUUUUACUCCGAAAGGACAGGCAUCUAGACCGACGCAAGAGGCUUCUAAUUGCUAUGGAUGCUGCAUUUGGAAUGGAGUAUCUACACUCAAAGAACAUUGUGCAUUUUGAUCUCAAAUGUGACAACUUGCUAGUCAAUAUGAAAGAUCCACAACGACCAAUUUGCAAAGUUGGUGACUUUGGACUCUCGAAAAUCAAAAGAAACACCUUGGUCUCCGGAGGCGUGCGAGGGACUUUACCGUGGAUGGCCCCUGAACUGCUAAACGGCGGCAGCAAUAAGGUCUCCGAAAAGGUUGAUGUGUUCUCUUUUGGGAUUGUGUUAUGGGAGAUACUCACUGGAGAAGAGCCCUAUGCUAACAUGCAUUACGGUGCGAUCAUAGGAGGAAUUGUGAACAACACUCUAAGGCCAACGAUCCCGAGCUUCUGCGAUCCAGAAUGGAGGAGGUUGAUGGAGCUGUGUUGGGCACCAAAUCCUGCAGCAAGGCCCAACUUCACUGAGAUUGCUGGGCAGUUGAGAACAAUGUCAGCUGCAGCUGCUAGCCAAAGUAAAGGACAUGGACCACAUGGUGGUCACAAACCACCAAAGUAAAUGGGCAUGUCCCAUUUACUGUGUACUCCACUUUCAAGAAAAAAAAGGUUCCCCCUACUUUAUUAUUUUAGCUGUUAUGGUAAGGUGAUUGAUUUUGAGUUUGAUAGUCUGGUAAUGGAAGAGUAAAAGAGGGAGGACAGGGCUUCUUCCAUUGAUGUUUUUAAAAUGGAAUAGGAUGUUCUCCCUGACCUCCAGAAUUUGUCUAGAAAAAUGCAACCAGUUCAUUUCUAUUUAGUCCAACUUCUGAAAGCAAUAAUGCAGCAAACUCGCAUCAGUGGUUGAUUCAAGAUAUUUGGUUUAGGCUGAUUGUCACUAUGAGUUGUUGAUUCAAGAUAUUCAUCAUUCAUUCAUACCUCCAUUUGUA
This is a messenger RNA of Linum tenue, 4108 nucleotides long. Lineage: Eukaryota; Viridiplantae; Streptophyta; Magnoliopsida; Malpighiales; Linaceae. The record is from the annotation of a GenBank genome assembly.